AUGAGGUUUACUCUGAUUAUCUUCAGCGUCCUGCUGGCCUCUGUCUCCACAACCUAUCCAUUCUGCUUUGCACAAGCAGCGACUAUUAUCACCUCAUUACUGACGACAGAAACUACCAUCACCAACCUGUACACGUCACUACUGGCUCAGACAGUCACCCAACCGCCAGUCACAGUGACCCGCAUUGCACAAGCUCCAGCAGGUCUGGCUUCACAGGCGGCCGCCUAUCCUCUAUCGGCCCCUCAACUAGUCACAAAUCCUCUACUGGCUUCACAGGCGGCCACCUAUCCUCUAUCCGGCCCUCAACCAGCCGCCUAUCCUCUACCGGCUUCACAGGCGGCCGCCUAUCCUCUAACCGGCCCUCAACCAGCCGCAAAUCCUCUACCGGCCCCUCAGCCAGCCCAGGCCGGUGGGCAAGCGUCAGGCGGUGGGUUCGGCCUGCCAAACCCAUUUGGUGCAGUAGGAGAUAUCGUUGGCGGCGUGGCUGAUGUUGCUGGUGACAUUGUGAACGGUGGAGCUCAUCUGGCUGGUCAAGUAGUCGACACUGCUGGCGACGCUGUUCGGGGUGUCGGUGGGGGGAACUAUAUCGCGCCGGUGCCUAUCCCAGGAGCACCGGCCGUACCAGCAGUGCCAGGACUCCCAGGACUCCCAGGAGUGCCGGGAGUGCCGGGGGUACCAGGCGCGCCAGCAGUUCCAGCAGCUCUUGGGGUUGUUGGGGGUGCUGUGCCUCCUGGAUUGGGACCCGCCCUUGCACCGGUACCUUCUCCAAUGCCAUUUCCAGGUUCUCCAGGUACGCCAGCGCUAUCUGCUCCCGUUCCUGGGGAACAAAGCCUUGGUUCUGCGGUUCCCGUUCCUACGGGGUCAUUGGUAAUCCCUAGCGCCGGUCCUGUCGGCAGUUUUACAACUGGAUCUCCAGCAAUGCCUUCAGCGAGCAUUCCCACCACCAACGGGCCAACGUACGCUCCCUCAAUGUCAUUGACACCAAGGCCGGCACCUUCGACUUCGAAGGGCGUAACCCCAAGUUCAAUAUCAUCUUCGAUGACCGCUUCCAGUCCAUCCGCAACUACAUCGGGAUCAGCAGUUAUCUCCUACCUCACGGAGACUCUAACGCAAAAAGGGACGCUUGAGAUCGAGGUACAUGGAACGGUGACGCAUAUACUUCGAGGCAGUUCGUUCUUGUCUCUGGUUACAUCACACUCGUCUUCGCAUACUUCCUCGCCUUCCUCGUCACAAACCUCGACCCAGGCCUUGCCAACGCGUAAACCAACGCGUAAAGGAACUGUCUUGGUCGGUCCUUCAGAGGCCACAGCCAAAAUGACCCGCACUUUCGAUCCCACAGUUCCUGUACCGACGCAUAGCUGCCCGCGAGAGGCCAUUGUAGCUGUAGCACAACACCGUGACUUUUGCAACAACCCCGGGGCUGACAAGCCGACUAAAAUGGUAUACUGUACCUUUGAGCCAACCAUCGAGUUGUGUUGCGGCGCGUGGGAGCAAGGACAUGAGCAAGAGUAUGGAGGAUAUGAAACUGUUCGUCGACGAAUAAUCUACGAGUCCUCAGACCCGACGACCAUUCUAACCUCACGGCCGUUCGAGUGGCAGCUCCAAGAAGUUAGAGAUAAUGCGGGCAACAUUGUCGAACGUGAGGUGAUCAAACAACAAACAACCGAGUUCAACAUGAAUGCCCACACCUGUGAGUUAUGGAGAGCCACGGAUGACCAAUUCGCCUUCUACAUGCAGAAUCUCGCCACUUUUGGAGUCUAUGAUGUUGACAGAACUGGGCGUGCAAUUGGUACCACAGCUUUCUGGGAAUGGGAACCAGAAGGGCGGUGGCCGCCUUAUGGAGAGCAGGGCACCGUGCCAACCACCGGGUCCCAACCCGGGAUCUGGACACCGAAGCCGGGCACAGAAGGCAACGCUCAGCCGGAAAGUCCGCAAAAGCUGGACGACUUGAUAACUGACUAUGACCAGCGCAGAGAGUGGUUCAGGAAAAGACUUGGGGAAAGUGAACUGCACCUUCACGGUGCAAAGGACAGAGCGGGCGAAGGAUGCUCUAAGCGUCUCUCACCCAUCGAUUUCGAGUCGAGGAUCGAGAAACUUGGCAUGCGCACAGACGCCUUGAAUCAACAUCUGCCUGCUUGGCCCACAAAGAAGGUAUGGCAGAACAGGAGAGAUCGGGAGGUAGCUCGUGUGCUCUGGAAAGAUUUCUUCGCAGCCCUCAACGUUUGUGCUGAAACUCUGGAAAACCGCCUGCCUUCAAAACCAGAACGUGCCGAAUACUCCAACCAAGAAGAUUGGAUGGCCGCUUUCACAAACUGGAGAAAUCUGUUCACGGAUGAACCGCUCCAGAAAUCCAGAGGCACGACCCCGAAGCCAGAUCGUCCGAAAUGCCCAAAGGAGGCCAUGAAGAAGCUUGCCAAACUUGGAAAGCACCUGAAGGACGCGAGCGUGAAGAGUGUGCCGAAGGAGGAUGCAAAAUGGGACUUGCUGGAUACCUAUGCGACUGAGCUCCUGAACAAGGGUGUGUGCCGUGAACAGAUACUUGUGAUUCUGGCCAAGCCCCACAGGAAGGCGUACUCGAGCUUUCGAAAGUGGUAUUCCGACCGCCGCGCGUGGAACAAGUACAUUUCAAGUCUCGAGAAAGGAGAGGAUGCUCCGCUUCCGAAAAUCGACGCCUUCAAAAACAAACAGCCUACCCAAAACCAGCCUAGUGAAAACAACCCUACACAAGACUGA
This is a messenger RNA of Fonsecaea multimorphosa CBS 102226, 2733 nucleotides long. RefSeq lists its product as uncharacterized. The record is from RefSeq and is a predicted model, not a curated record. The transcript has 2 exons. NCBI's taxonomy places the organism in Eukaryota, Fungi, Ascomycota, Eurotiomycetes, Chaetothyriales, Herpotrichiellaceae. Bases 1 to 2733 code for a protein of 910 amino acids.